This is a messenger RNA of Fragaria vesca subsp. vesca, 822 nucleotides long. RefSeq lists its product as uncharacterized. NCBI's taxonomy places the organism in Eukaryota, Viridiplantae, Streptophyta, Magnoliopsida, Rosales, Rosaceae. The transcript has 3 exons. The coding region runs from base 5 to 703 and encodes 232 amino acids. The record is from RefSeq and is a predicted model, not a curated record.
CCAAAUGGAGAAUCUCAAGGUCAGCAAAGAGGAGGUGAUAGCGAAGCUUAAAGACGACGGCGACUUUGACCGCCUCCGCCGCAAGAUUAUCCAGAAGCUCAAAACCAACGAGGAAUUACGCGAGAAUAUUGUUUCAAUUGUGAAGCAGUCGGCAGCGCUGAACCGCCCAGGCGCUGAGAACAUGAAGCCCAGGCAGCUCUCUGAUGACAUUCACCAGGAGGUUGGGGAGAGUGUAAUGAGCCGGAUUUCGGAUGGGCUGUGGGGGAUAAUCAGGUCGAGUGAUGGAAUGCAGAGUGAGAUAAGCGAAACUGUAAGGUCUGUUUACGAUAAAUUGGCUAAUCCAGAGGACAAUGUAGAGGAUGGAUCAAAGGGCUGUGUUGGUGAGGUUCAAGUCAAGUGUAGUGAUGAUGGAUUAGUUGUUGGUGCUGUGAGUGGAGGUGUUGAUGGUGUGUCUCACAAUGAGAUGAAGGAACCGCCGGGGUUUUCUGUGGCGUACAAUCAUGAGGGUGAAAAUAACCAUGAGGUAGAGCGUCUGCAUUGUGAGAAAGGAGGCGUGAUAGAGCAGCGGGGAACGUUGCAGGAUAAGAUGGAAACUGAGGAUGUGGAUCGUGUGGUGGCCCCUGGCUUUUCUACAGACAUGGAGCACAAGGAGGGAUGUGAUGGUAGCGAUGAGGACCCUGAUGUGCCUCCUGGUUUUGGUUAAUGCCAUUGUCAUGCAAUUCAGUUUGUUCAGUGUUAGUAUGCAGCUAUCUAAUUUCAGGUACUAUGCAAUUAAAGAUGCUUAUAUGGCAACUGACGAGGAAGCUUAUAUUGAGUUCUUGC